This is a messenger RNA of Parnassius mnemosyne (clouded apollo), 2766 nucleotides long. The record is from the annotation of a GenBank genome assembly. Lineage: Eukaryota; Metazoa; Arthropoda; Insecta; Lepidoptera; Papilionidae.
AUGGGUCUAAAUAACAAAAUGUACGGUUUACUGUGUGUGGUGCUGCUAUCCUUACUUCCAAGUCAAAAUGCAGAUGCGGCAGCUGUAAUAUCUAUUGAUUUUGGGUCCGAAUGGAUGAAAAUCGGUAUUGUAUCACCUGGUGUACCAAUGGAGAUUGUGUUAAAUAAAGAGUCAAAACGUAAAACAAAUGCCGUAUUAGCACUGAGAGACGGUGUGCGAACAUUUGGGGAAGACGCUGUUACAGUGGGCGUAAGAUUUCCGAAGAACACAUACAAGUAUUUACUAGAUCUGCUAGGAAAAUCCUACGAUCAUCCAUUGGUAAAAGCUUAUAGGGAACGCUACCCCUAUUAUGACAUAGAGGCUUCAGAUCGUGGCACUCCUGUGUUUAUACAUGAUGAGAAUACUAAGUUCACACCUGAGGAGCUUGUUGCACAACUCUUAGCCAAGGCAAAAGAGUUUGCUGAGAUCAGUCAUGGGCAACCCAUUACUGAAUGUGUUAUAACAGUGCCUGGUUAUUUUAAUCAGGCGGAGAGAAGAGCAUUAAAGGAUGCAGCGGCACUUGCUGGACUUAAUGUGCUGCAACUUAUCAAUGACUAUACUGCCAUUGGUAUUAACUAUGGCAUAUUUAGGCGAAAGGAAAUCAAUGAUACCCCGUGGUAUACCCUGUUCUUUGAUAUGGGUGCUGUUUCAACUAAAGCAGCUUUGGUUGAGUACAAGACAGUGAAGAUUAAGGAGAAGGGCUAUGUUGAAACUGUACCACAAUUGCAAGUUAUUGGAGUUGGAUUUGACAGAACUUUGGGUGGAUUUGAAAUGACAUUACGGCUUCGUGAGCACCUGAUUAAGGCUUGGGAGGCAAAUGGAGGUGGUAAUGUUAGAGCUUCCCCCCGGGCUAUGGAAAAACUGCUUAGAGAAGCCGAGAGAUUGAAAAUAGUAUUAUCAGCAAAUACAGAACACUAUGCGCAGAUUGAGAAUCUUAUGGAUGACAAGGACUUCAAAGUUUUGGUGACAAGAGCAGAAUUUGAAGAGCUGUGUUCAGACUUGUGGGCGCGAGUGUCGGGUGUAGUUCAACGGGCUGUAGCGGCGGCGUCGGGCUCCGGUGGAGGCGCGAAGCUGGUACUUGCGGGGGGCGCAUCUCGAACUCCCGCUGUACACGAAGCACUUCGCAAAACAGUGGGACAUGAUCCGGCUCGGUCGAUCAAUGCAGAUGAGGCUGCUACUAUGGGAGCUGUGUAUAGGGCGGCUUCCCUCGCUACAGGCUACAAAGUGGCUCCAUUGAAUGUUCGUGAUGCUGUGUUACUGCCCAUCCAAGUGGUUUUUACCAGAAACGUCGAUGGUACUGAUAAAUUGAUCAAGAGAACACUCUUUGGUCCUAUGAAUCCCUAUCCACAAAAGAAGGUAAUAACCUUUAAUAAACAUACAGAUGAUUUCACAUUCUAUGUAAACUAUGCUGAAUUAGAUCACAUACCAUCUACUGAGCUUAAUUAUGUAGGAACAUUGAACCUAAGUCAGGUGGUCUUAACUGGUGUAAGAGACGCUUUAAGCAAGCAUUCUGGGGAAAAUAUCGAACAUAAGGGCAUCAAAGCUCAUUUCAAUAUGGAUGACUCUGGUAUUCUCAAUUUGGUGAAUGUUGAAUUCGUAGCCGAGAAGACUGUAACUGAAGAAGACGAAGAUAAAGACAGUACUCUGUCUAAAAUAGGUAGCACUAUAAGUAAAUUGUUUAGUUCCGAUUCUGAAACACCUGAGAAAGCCGAAGAAAAAGGCGAUGAAAAACCAAAGGAACCAGAAAAGAACGAAACUAAAGCUAAUGAAACAACAACAGACAAACAAAAUGCUACUGAUACUGAAACAAAGCCAAAACCAAAGGUAGUAGUACUAAAAGAGCCGAUCAAGAAUGAGGAGCAAGUCCUUAAUUUACAACCAUUGUCUCCUGAACAAUUUAAAACAUCAAAAUCUAAAAUCAAAGAAUUGAAUGUUAUUGAUAAGAAACGAAUUGAAAGAGAAACUGCUCUCAAUAAUCUAGAAGCCUUCGUUGUUGAUGCCCAAAUGAAAGUAGAUAUGGAGGAGUACGCCGAAUGUGGAACUGCGGAGCAAAUUGAAGAAAUUAAAAAAUUGUGUAGUGAAAUAUCGGAAUGGUUAUAUGAAGAGGGUUAUGAAGCUGAAACAGAGACUUAUGAGGCCAAAUUGACGUUAUUGAAAGAUAAAACUAAUCCUAUUUUCUAUAAACACUGGGAACACAGAGAAAGGCCAGACGCAGUAGCCGCGAUCCGUAGCAUGCUUAAUAGUUCCCAAGAAUUUCUUAAAAUGGCUAAGAACUACACUAAGGAAGCUAAUUCAGAGCGCGAUGUUUUCACAGAUGUUGAAAUCGGCGUAUUAGAAAAGAAAAUUGAUGAAACUGAAUCUUGGCUGAAUAAGUCGAUAGAAGAACAGAACCAAUUGAAAAAGAAUGAUGACAUUAAAUUAACUGUUGAUAGCAUUAGAGAGAAAAUGUCCAAUUUAGACAGGGAAGUUAAGUAUCUUGUUAACAAGAUGAAAAUAUGGCGGCCUAAGAAGCCUGCUAAAAAGGAAAGUGAUAACAAGACAGAGAAUAUAAUAGAAACUGAAAUAAAUGAAGCAGAGCAAAAAGAGAAAGUGGAAGAUGGAAAAGAGAAAACUGAAAACCAAGAUGAGAAACCAGAAAUUUCAUCUGAACAGAUGGUAGAUACUGGAGGCGAAAAGGAAGAAAUGCCGCAAAUAUCUGACGGCACUCCCGAACAUUCCGAAUUAUAA